Messenger RNA from Trichoplax adhaerens, 812 nucleotides. RefSeq lists its product as hypothetical. Gene Ontology annotation, biological process: transcription elongation by RNA polymerase II. Gene Ontology annotation, cellular component: transcription elongation factor complex. Gene Ontology annotation, molecular function: RNA polymerase II complex binding. Bases 58 to 309 code for a protein of 83 amino acids. NCBI's taxonomy places the organism in Eukaryota, Metazoa, Placozoa, Uniplacotomia, Trichoplacea, Trichoplacidae. The transcript has 4 exons. The record is from RefSeq and is a predicted model, not a curated record.
AAUCUACGUGCCUUUCCAUAGUUGAAAUCGCGCUGCGCUAACCACCACAAGAAUAAGAUGGGAAGAAGGAAAUCCAAGCGAAAACCUCCACCAAAGAAGAAACUAGUUGGAGGAUUGGAGACUCAGUUUACUUGCCCUUUCUGCAAUCAUGAAAAAUCUUGUGAUGUUAAGCUUGAUCAUACUAAAAACAUUGGUCUGGUAGAAUGUCGAGUCUGUGGUGAAGAUUUUCAAACCAAAAUCACCUAUCUAUCACAUCCUGUGGAUGUAUACAGCGACUGGAUCGACGCUUGUGAAGAAGUUAACCAAUAAAUAUUAUUCUCUAACAUUGCAUAUUCGAAAUGUAUACCGAAUACCGAUUGGUGACUGGCUUAUGAUCACCUUCCUCCGGUAUACUGUAUUGCUUACGUCAUUCUAGCAUAGCUUUCUAUAAUAUAUAGUCAUAUUGUAACAAAUUUAUUCGUUAACAGCUAUUUUCGUAGGAUCUAGCUCUUUAUUAAGAGAUUAUAGGAUUUUAUAGCAGUAAAUUAUAAUAUUAAUUAUUUGUGAUAUGGUUUAUUAUCAUACUGUAUGCAAUACUUAUAGUGUUGAUUGUAUCAAAAAAUAUGUUAAUGUUAAUUUAAUAUCGUUGCAAGUAUAUAACAAUGUAUACAAAAUAUUAGCUACACUGGUAAUCGAAAGAUUGCGUAGUAAUAAUUCCGACAUGCUGCUGGUUCACUUGAGUUUUAACUAUCGAAAGACCACUGUACUAGUUCUCAUGAAAGUAGCUAUCUUUCUGCAGUCUAAUGAUAGCAUUGAUAAUAAAUAACGAUUUG